Tribolium madens (black flour beetle) is the source of this 1825-nucleotide messenger RNA. RefSeq lists its product as uncharacterized. Lineage: Eukaryota; Metazoa; Arthropoda; Insecta; Coleoptera; Tenebrionidae. Gene Ontology annotation, molecular function: ATPase activator activity. The record is from RefSeq and is a predicted model, not a curated record. Gene Ontology annotation, biological process: membrane organization. Gene Ontology annotation, cellular component: membrane. The transcript is spliced from 2 exons. The coding region runs from base 727 to 1770 and encodes 347 amino acids.
UGAUAAUUUCGCGAUAAAGAGCAGCAGCUUGGUCAUAUUUCUCGAGACGGUACAAAAUCUGGGCUUUUAAUUCUUUGGACCGGAGGUCUAAUUCCGGAAUAUUAUCGAUUGUUUUAAGAGCGUCUUCGUAUUUAUUGGCGCGAUAAAAACAAUAAGCUUUUUCAAAAAUCAACUCGCUAAAAAGAAACGAAUCAAAAAGGAAUCGUAAAGUUUUGAGGAUUUACCCAUCGAAUUGGGCAUUGCCGUUCAAUAAACGAAUUGCUUCAUCAAAUUUUGAUAACUCAAUAAGGCAAACUACUUUAUAGUGGAAAGCCAAAAACUCAUUCGGGGCCAAAUUCAAAACUGGAAAGUUUUAUUUUAAUCCAUAUGUUUUUUUGAGGUUAGGUACUCACUUUUAUUUGCUGCUUUUAUAGCACGUUCGUAUUCACCAUUCUGGCCAAAACGGUUCAAUUCGGCGUAAAACGAGGUUAUUGCCUUUUUGUCCCGUUCAGCUUUUUCACUCAUUUUUAUUUUAUUUAACAAUAAUCAACUUUUAAUGCUUUUAAUCAACACUUGUGACGUUUCAAAUGUCAAAACUGUCAAAUAUCAAACACAUAACCUUAGAAUUUAGAAUUGUUUGUGGGGGUCAUUUCCACUAAAUUUAUCUAUCCAUAAACUUAUAUUCAUUUUUUUUUUACCGUAAUGAUUAACUCAUUAUACGUAAUUUUUUAAAUAGUAAUUUAUGUAAUGUCUCAGGAAGGCUUAUCUUCUACGAGACAACGUCCUAAGGCACGCCCUUCGAUACACCGGUCGAAUUCUGACACCAUGAAUGUAUCCACAAGUCCCAGAAAUGUAAGAAAGAUAAAUAAAUUAAAAAAUGAUUCCACCGAAUUUAUUCCGGAGUGUAGUCGGUACUCAAAUGAGACAAGUAGAGCGGACUCAAGUUUGGAUCAAACAGUAGAGGAUAAUUGUCAACGUAAGCAAGACGAAAGUUCAGAAAGUGAGGUUGAUACUGGUUCAGAAGACACAGGGGAAGAGUUUGAAGAAUCACAUGUGUAUAAUAGAAAGACACCAGAACUAAUUAAUCGUCAACCUCCGAAAUUAAAAGCAUCAGUAAAUAAUCCAAACAAUCAAUGGCCGAGUCCCAUUUACAUCGCUCUUAUUUUGAUUUCUUCGUUGUCUCUCGUUGUCUUGCCACUGAUGAUUUCUACAUCAGAAACAGAAGCAAGCAGUUUUCAUUUAAUUCAAGAAAAUUUUCCUACUCAAAAAGAUGAUCUUUGGUUGUCUUUUGAGACAGGUGUUGAUGACGUAAUCACAAGGAACAGGCCUUCAACUUUUGUUUUUUUGUACCAAGAAGAAGCUGAAGACACUUUGAUGAAGUUAUUGCAAGAUCUCACUAAAUAUGCCGUUUGUAACAUCAGGGACUGCUCAAAAAAACCCAUCAUUUUAUCAGACACUGAGCUUAAUUCUCCUCAAGUCAUCAGAAACUAUGGCAGUCUUAUUGAAAAAUACAGAGACAAAUUGAGCGAAAAUGGUGUCAUGAUCAUUAGAAAUCUUGAAAAUGUACGUGGAGUGUCGGCGCAAGCCUUUCAUACAUUUUGUGAUGAGUUUACACCUCUGGUUGAGAAGUCUGUCUUUAUUUUUACAAUGAAAGUUAAGGAACUUCCUGGCCCUAACAGUAUGAAAUUUGUGGAAGAGUACUUUAGAAAAAAAUGGACUGAUAUCAAAAUUGACACUUUUAAUGCUUUAAUUACGCGAAUUACGAGUAUGGUUGUUGAAGUUAUGCCAUAAUGUGUGAUUGUAAUUUUUGUAUCAUUGGAAAUUAAAUUGUGUCGUUGUUUUUUAA